Molecule: messenger RNA, 1342 nt
Organism: Nezara viridula (southern green stink bug)
Lineage: Eukaryota; Metazoa; Arthropoda; Insecta; Hemiptera; Pentatomidae
Source: the annotation of a GenBank genome assembly
GGAGGUUACAUCAUUGUUAUCUUUUGGCGGGAUUUUGAUUUAAGAAACAAGAUGAUCCAAUAAUUUGUUUGCUAAUUUUGUUCGUUUUAAGUUUUUUCUAUACUAAACAUAUUCCAGUUAGUCCAUUUAAGGAAAUUAUUCACUUUUACUUGAAUCGACGAGAAGAAAGAGAAUAUCAUUCUAUUUUCUCUGUUUAAAUCUUUCUUAUAUUCAUCUAAUUGCUAUAAGGAAAACCCAAUAAACCCCUGCUUGACAGUUUAUCUAGCAUAAUGGCAAUACCUGUGGAAAAUAUAAAUUUUUCUAAAGAAGAAAAUGAUGAAAAAUGUAUUCACAGCCUUCCUUGUAAGAUACAUUUCAAUGGGGAAGCCAAUAUCAGUGAUUUUUUUAUACCGGCUUCCGAAAACGAAAAUCAAGAAGAAUUGGAUGUUUCUUUUCGCGGUUAUCCACUCUGUGGUGUGAAAGUAAAAGUUCCUGAUGGUUAUAAUGGUUUUAUUUUGCAAGAAAAAAGCGAAAAUACGUCAAAGAAACUGUGUUGUGUAAGAACGUUUAAAUCCAUCACAUAUUGGAAUUGGGAUAAAAAACCAUCGAAAAAUGAUCCAUUUCUUUCCGCCUUGGAUUGGGCUGAUUUGUGUCAGAUUCAUGAUCCCAUCGAAGAUGAAACUGAAGACUGAAAUGAAGUAUAAUUCAUGUAUAUUAAUUUUAUUUAAUAUGUUUCAUGCUGUAAAUAUCAAAAAUAAGUUAAUUGUCAUUUAAUUUUUUUUGUUUUUGCUAUUAAAUUUUUUUCAUAUUUAAAUGCGUUUAGCUUAUAUUUUGCUUACUAUAUGUUUGUGAGGAUUAUGUUGCUAAAGCAAUAAAAGGUUAUUUAAUAUUAUUUAUAAUUUGUGUUUUUAUCUGAAGUUAAUUCUAAACCUUUGAUAAGAAUCAAAGACUUGUAUUUAUAAAUAUAACUAAGGACUGCCACAUAAUGGAGUGAUGCGGCAAGACAGAACAAAGCGUUUGCCACUGCAUAGUGGAGCGAAGCUACAACCGCUCAUUACAUUCCAUUUUUCUUCCGUCGUCUCCACUUGUUUUUCCUUCUCCUAAUAAAUGGAAAAUUCUUCAUUGAAAACAUGGUAUACUUUGAGAUGAAACAAAAGAAAGAAGACUAAUGUUGAUACCAUCAACUGAAGAUGGAAUGUUUUGGAAAAUUUUCAUUCUUAUUUUCAAAUGGUUAUUACUUACUUUUGAUUACAUUCUAGCUAAAACAAGAAGUGUACUAAUUAAAAUUUGAUCCUAUCAUUUAUUAUCCUUACUAGCAUCAUUGUCACAGACUUUUCAUUUUGAUUGAGAGGGGCAAUGGGUC